Messenger RNA from Ruditapes philippinarum (Manila clam), 547 nucleotides. Its product is annotated as phospholipase A2-like. Gene Ontology annotation, molecular function: A2-type glycerophospholipase activity; calcium ion binding. NCBI's taxonomy places the organism in Eukaryota, Metazoa, Mollusca, Bivalvia, Venerida, Veneridae. The record is from RefSeq and is a predicted model, not a curated record. The transcript is spliced from 5 exons. Bases 95 to 523 code for a protein of 142 amino acids. Gene Ontology annotation, biological process: phospholipid metabolic process; arachidonate secretion; lipid catabolic process.
UAUAUAGUCAUUUAAUUAAGGAAUGUCCGUAUCACACCACUAGAUGUUUCCUCCGAGCGAUUUUGGAUAGAAGUUUGACAGGAAGAAAGUGUUGAUGAAGAAAUCAGUCGCAGCACUCAUUUUGUUGUUGACAGUUGGAUUAAACAAUGGAAUGGUUAUACAGUUUGGAAACAUGAUUAAGAAAACGUCCCGAAUACCCCCACUGUCAUUCAACGGGUAUGGAAACUAUUGUGGUAUGUUUGGCAGUGGAAGAGAAAUGGACAACAUAGACAGAUGUUGCAGUGCCCACGACAAAUGUCUUUCAACAACAAACAGAUUUCAUUGUCUUCCGUUCUUUUACUUCUCUUAUUAUAUAUUGCCAUACAGUUGGUACAUGCAAGACGGUCACAUCCAGUGCGCUCCAACAAAUACACGAUGUGCACAAGGGCUAUGCGACUGUGACAGACUCUGUGCUGAAUGUUUUGCCAAGUACGACAACGAAUAUAAUCCAGCUCUGAAAAGACGAUUAAAUAUAAUGGGAUGACAAAAAAAAAAAUUUAACUACAGU